Pochonia chlamydosporia 170 is the source of this 1047-nucleotide messenger RNA. RefSeq lists its product as hypothetical. The transcript has 4 exons. The record is from RefSeq and is a predicted model, not a curated record. NCBI's taxonomy places the organism in Eukaryota, Fungi, Ascomycota, Sordariomycetes, Hypocreales, Clavicipitaceae. The coding region runs from base 1 to 1047 and encodes 348 amino acids.
AUGAUCGACCUUUCAUCCAUUUACUUCGGGCUCUUUUUGGGAAUCUUCCCUUUUACUGUCGUCAAGGUCAUACAACAGUCUCGAAAGAUCGUGGCACGCUCACGAACUUUUCGAAAUGCCUACCUAUACAUGAUCUGGGUCGAAGCUGUGGCCUGCUUUGUCAUCGCCAUCAUCACCUACUUGUACCUGAUUGGGGUGGUUCCUGACAGCCUCGCGUUUUUCAUUGGCUCUGUGGUUUUAUGGGUCCUCCAAACACAGCUCCUCCCACAGAUCAUCGCCAACCGGGUCGGACUGAUCAUGGUCAACAAGCGCAAGGCAAUGUGGCUGAAGCUGGGCCUCGUCUCCGCCAUAGGAUGCAUCAACAUCGCUGUCGGUGUCAUAUGGACCAGUGCGCACAUGCCGGGCGCUACCACUCAGCAGAUAUAUCUGAAUUACGCUUUUGAGAAUGCGGAGAAGACGUUCUUUCUGCUUGUUGACCUUGGACUUAACCUGUACUUUCUGUACCUGGUGCGGUCCCGCCUGAUUGCCCUUGGUCUUAAUAAGUACUGGCUGCUCUUCAAGGUCAACGUUGCCAUGGUCUUCCUCUCUACGGCAAUGGACGCCCUCCUCGUCGGCAUGCUGAGCUUAUCCGAUCCCUAUCUAUACGUCCAAUUCCUCCCCGUGACUUACAUCGUUAAGCUCUACAUCGAGCUCACUAUGGCCGGCCUCAUUGCCAAGAUCGUCCGGAUCCCCAACGAGGGAGACUAUGGCUACCCGCAUCACUCGACUAGCCACAGGCGAAAGAGCAACACGCAGUACGCCACGUUCCCGGAACCGAGUACACGUUGCAAUACCGCGAAUCGAAAUAACACGGAGAGUCCCUCGUUUGGCAAUGACACUCAGAUCAACAGGGGUGGCGAUGAGUCGGACAUCCAGCUAGCCAAGUAUCCCGGGGACGGUGGCAUUAUGAAAACAGUCACUACCAUGGUGGUAAUGGAGAAUGACAAGGAGUCUGGAAGGACUAAUUCAGGGGGGGAGGAGGAUAAAAAUCCCAGGGAUCUUUGGUAG